Molecule: messenger RNA, 2788 nt
Organism: Sciurus carolinensis (gray squirrel)
Lineage: Eukaryota; Metazoa; Chordata; Mammalia; Rodentia; Sciuridae
Gene: Aldh4a1
Product: aldehyde dehydrogenase 4 family member A1
Exons: 15
Coding region: 141-1832 (563 amino acids)
Molecular function (GO): L-glutamate gamma-semialdehyde dehydrogenase (NAD+) activity
Source: RefSeq, a predicted model, not a curated record
AUCUGGUCGGAACCCGAGCUCGGACGGAGGACGGCCGGGGCCGGCGGGGCCCCUCCCGCCAAGGUGGUGCGCUCCGGGCGGGGCCGCGCAGUCAGGCCGCCUGGGCUUCCAGUCCCGGGACCAGUCCGCCGCGAGCUGCGAUGCUGUCACCCCUGUCCGCACUCCGCCGCGCCCUGCUGGCCCGCCCCUGGAGGGCGGCCGGGCUGCGAUGGAAGCACAGCCCGUCCCUGAAGGUGGCCAACGAGCCCGUCUUGGCGUUCACGCAGGGCAGCCCCGAGCGAGACGCCCUGCAGAAGGCCCUGAGGGACCUGAAGGGCCAGACGGAAGCCAUCCCCUGCGUGGUGGGGGACGAGGAGGUGUGGACGUCGGACGUGCAGUACCAGCUGUCGCCCUUUGACCACAGACACAAGGUAGCCAAGUUCUGUUAUGCGGACAAGGCCCUGCUCAACAAAGCCAUCGAGGCUGCCCUGGCCGCCAGGAAAGAAUGGGACUUGAAGCCUGUGGCAGACCGGGCCCAGAUCUUCCUCAGGGCAGCAGAUAUGCUGAGUGGGCCGCGCAGGGCCGAAAUCCUGGCCAAGACCAUGGUGGGGCAGGGCAAGACGGUGAUCCAGGCGGAGAUCGACGCCGCGGCCGAGCUCAUCGACUUCUUCCGGUUCAAUGCCAAGUUCGCGGUGGAGCUGGAGGGGGAGCAGCCCAUCAGCGUGCCGCCCAGCACCAACAGUGUGGUGUACCGGGGGCUGGAGGGCUUCGUGGCGGCCAUCUCGCCCUUCAACUUCACCGCCAUCGGAGGCAACCUGGCGGGGGCACCAGCCUUGAUGGGCAACGUGGUCCUGUGGAAGCCCAGCGACACGGCCAUGCUGGCCAGCUAUGCUGUCUACCGCGUCCUCCGGGAGGCUGGCCUGCCCCCCAAUGUCAUCCAGUUCGUGCCAGCCGAUGGGCCCAUGUUUGGGGACACUGUGACCAGCUCAGAGCACCUCUGUGGCAUCAACUUCACAGGCAGCGUGCCCACCUUCAAACACCUGUGGAAACAGGUGGCCCAGAACCUGGACCGGUACCGAACCUUCCCGCGCCUGGCUGGAGAGUGUGGUGGGAAGAACUUCCACUUCGUGCACCGCUCGGCCGACGUGGACAGCGUGGUGAGCGGGACCCUGCGCUCGGCCUUUGAGUACGGGGGCCAGAAGUGCUCAGCCUGCUCGCGCCUCUACGUGCCCAGCUCCCUGUGGCCGCAGAUCAAAGGGCGGCUGCUGGAGGAGCACAGCAGGAUCAAAGUGGGCAACCCUGCAGAGGACUUUGGAACCUUCUUCUCUGCAGUGAUUGAUGCCAAGUCCUUCGGCCGCAUCAAGAAGUGGCUGGAGCACGCGCGCUCCUCACCCAGCCUGACCGUCCUGGCCGGCGGCAAGUGCGACGACUCCGUGGGCUACUUCGUGGAGCCCUGCAUCGUGGAGAGCAAGGACCCCCGGGAGCCUAUCAUGAAGGAGGAGAUCUUCGGGCCCGUGCUGACGGUGUACGUCUAUCCGGAGGACAAGUACCGGGAGACCCUGCAGCUGGUGGACAGCACCACCAGCUACGGCCUCACGGGGGCAGUGUUCGCCCAGGAUAAGGACGUCAUCCAGGAGGCCACAAAGAUGCUGAGGAACGCGGCCGGCAACUUCUACAUCAACGACAAGUCCACGGGCUCCGUGGUGGGCCAGCAGCCCUUCGGCGGGGCCCGAGCCUCUGGAACCAACGACAAGCCAGGGGGUCCCCACUACAUCCUGCGCUGGACGUCGCCCCAGGUCAUCAAGGAGACCCACCAGCCCCUGGGGGACUGGCGCUACUCGUAUAUGCAGUGACCCCUGAGCCGCCCGUCACCUCUGUCCCUCCAGACCACUGGCCCACUGCACUGACCCGCCCAGCCCCUCCUCUGGUGCCCUGUGGACAGCUCCCCUCGGAGCCAACCUGGACGCCCUCCUGGCCGCUGACCAUCCCUUGCCCCUUGGUGUCGGGUGCCUGGGGCUUGGGUUUGAGAUCGUGUGGGGAGGAACAGGACACUGUCCCCUCUCCUGUCGGCCACCCUGAAGUCCUGUCGGCAGGGACGACCUGGUCACUGUCCCCUCUCCUGUUGGCCACCCUGAAGUCCUGUCAGCAGGAACGACCUGGUGCCGGCAGGUUCUGUGUCACCUCCCUCUCCCCACACGGGGCUGGUGACUCGGGCCAGGGGAACAGAGGGACAGCUGUUGGGACCCCGUGGGAAAGGAGGCAGCUGUCCCAGGUGAGGGCGGCCGGGUGGCACCAGCUGGCCUUGCCCCCUUGCUCGCCUUCCUCACUCUGUGUCCAGACCACCGAGCCGGCCCUGAGCCCAGCCAAAUGCCUUACAUGCCGUGCCUUCCUCCAGGCCGUCACUCCUGGCCACCUGCCACCAUGCUGUGCGGGAGUGACAGUCCUGCGUUGGCUGUGACUUUGGACACCUUGGGUGGCCUUCGUUCUUGGGCUGUCCUUUAUCUCUGCAGUCCCGCCCACAGACACGUCCACUUCAGAGCCCGUCUCGGGCCAGGAGUUCCCUGCCCCUUGACUCCCAGAGCCCGGGCCCUGACCUGGCCAGGGAGGCUGCCUGUGGCUCCCCGAGCAGCUGUCCUGGGUGCACCAGUCCAUGGCCGGGGUGACUCCCCAGGCUGGGUUCUGGGUGCUCAGAGGAGCGACUUCCAGGCCCAGGGCAUGCUGGGUCCUCCAGGGCCCCUGCACGUGACCCAGGGAGCUGGUGUGGCUGUUCCCAAGCGCCCUGAUUGACACCGUGGCCCACGGCUGGGCG